Molecule: messenger RNA, 2343 nt
Organism: Daphnia pulicaria
Lineage: Eukaryota; Metazoa; Arthropoda; Branchiopoda; Diplostraca; Daphniidae
Exons: 2
Coding region: 83-2320 (745 amino acids)
Molecular function (GO): GTP binding
Source: RefSeq, a predicted model, not a curated record
CGUCUCCUACCGUACACUGCCAACUGGACUACUGCAAUUUCACUGCCGAAAUACUUUCACCGCGCACGCGUGCAGGUAGAAAAUGAAUGGCUGGAAAGAGCAUCACGUCGAGCAUCUGGAAAAACUCUUUCAAGACGCAAGUGUCGACACCAGCGAAAUCAUCAGAAGCUACUUUGACAUCGUCAAAGAAAAAAGUUCAAGUUCGUUGAAUGACAUCAUUCCAUUUCUCAAUCAAAAAGCCGUUCGUCUACUCUCACCCGAAUUGGUCGACAUCGUCAAGAACAAUCGAAUCGGAGCCUACAGUUAUUUGCUAGUGGCCAACAAUUUACUUGACUCGGAAGACGUCAAAGAUGAUUUACUCUACGGAGAUGUCCUGGCAAACGCUAUUUCUCCCAGCACUAUCCGGCGGUUAAAAGCCGAACUGGGUCUGUUGACUACUGAUGUGCUGGUUCAAGUGGCUGCCUCAGUUUCAAGCAUCACCACACCACAACCCAUUCAACUGCCACAAAAACCAGUGGAAAACUGGGCAGACUCCGGUAGCCAGCGCAAUUCACUCACUUGCGAAGAUAUGAAAAGACUGCCGAUUAAAUUGAAAAACCAAUGCACCGAGUCUAUGGUCGUCGAGGGUAUGACUGUGUACAAGUUAAAAGUGAAACAAGUCCCAGCUUAUGUUGGGUCAUCUUCCAUCAUCAAGAGAUUCUCUUUCGGCGAACCCAGCGACAUUAUUCUAACGGGUGGAACAUGUAAAACAAUUCUGCUGAUGGGCGCGACGGGAUCGGGAAAGACGAUGUGGAUCAACGCCCUGGUCAAUUACGUCCUGGGAGUCGAAUGGGACGAUUCAUUCCGUUUCAUGCUGAUCAAAGAACAUCUCAGAGGAGCAUCGCAAGCCAAUAGCCAAACGCAAGGAGUCACCGCCUACGACCUGCACUACCGCGAGGGAUUCCGCAUUCCUUUCUCACUGACUGUUAUUGACACGCCGGGAUUUGGCGACACUGGCGGGAUGGAACGUGACGAGGACAUCUCUUCGGCCAUACAAGAGUUUUUCAACCAUGAAAAUGGCAUUCAGGAAUUGGACGCCGUUGGAUUCGUCGUUCAAUCCGCACUCGUCCGUCUAACAAUUUCGCAAAAAUGUAUUUUCAGCUCAAUCUUCUCCAUUUUUGGCAAAGACGUGAAAGAAAAUAUCCGAUUCCUCGUCACUUUUGCCGACGGACAGCGACCGCCAGCCUUGGAGGCCAUCAAAGAGGCCGGACUUCCGUGCCGGAUGGAUUCCAAGGGAUUGCCAUGCCACCAAAAAUUCAACAACGGCGCCAUCUACAUCCAGCCAAUGGAUGACGAAAACGACGACAUGUCACGUAUCGAAUGGAUGAGCGGAAUGAAUAAUUUCAACAUGUUCUUUGCAGAAAUGAACGAAAUGCCAACCAAAUCGCUGCAAAUGACCAACGAAGUGAUCGAACACCGAAAGCAACUGGAAAUCUAUCGGGAUUUUAUGCUCGGCGGCAUCAAUAAUCAACUCAUCAAGAUGGAAGAAUUGCGCACGACCAAACAGCUCGUCGCUCUGAAUAAAGACAAAGUCAACGCGAACCAGAAUUUCGAGAUGAAAGUGCCAGUCGCCAAAAAGGUGAAGAAGAACAUGGACGGUUCGUCAGCCCUGAACUGCACAAAUUGCCAAGUAACGUGCCACUACCCUUGCCACCCCAGUUCGUGGACGGGAUUCUGCCCGGUAUUUUGGCAGUUGGAGGAGAUCAUCUCACCAAAGAAAACAGUGACGUCUUUAUUGAGUAAUCCCAGCGAGGAUUCCGUCUUGAGCGCCGUCAUGGACACGGUGGUGAAAGCUGCCAAAAAUAUAGUAACCAACCUCAUGUCGCCCAAAUGCAAGAUCUGCCCUGGCGCAUGUUCCAAUGGCCACCACAAAAACGAAAACUUUAAAUGGGUCUUGAUGGUGGAGGAUGAGACGCGGACCUUCUACGGCGUUCGCAACAACUACCAAGGCGCAACGAAGAAGAUGAUGGACGCAGAAGCCAUGGAGAGGGUCCUGCAAGCGGAAGUUGAUCAGCUGAAAGACGAAACCAUCAAGAACAUGAAUGUCAUCACUGAUUUGCAAAACAAGUUGAAGACUAUUGCGCUACACGGCAAUCAUCUCUCGACAUAUGAAUACAUCCAAAUCAUGAUGGACACUGAAGAGAGAGUCCGAAAUCCUGGAUGCGAGGAAAGAAUCAAUAACUUGAAGGAACUGCUGGAAUCGGCUAAAGGCAACAGCAACGACAUCGAUGAUGAUAACAAAUUCACCAAGCAGUUCACUUCAUCCAGCACGGCGUGCUAAUGAUGCUGCGCAUCAAAAGUUGU